AUGUUCCGCCAAACGCUGUUGGGCCGGCUGCCGCCCCGAAUGUUGCCCCUCGUGGCCGCAGCCCUCCUCGAAGGGAAGGAAAGGAAAGACACUGGCCUCUACCACUGGCGGCGUGAAAAGCAGCCUUAUUACAAUCUCACUGUAAAAGUCCUCAGAGCCAGGAACAUUAAAGGAACAGAUUUAUUGUCCAAAGCUGACUGUUACGUGGAAUUGCGUCUGCCAACUGCAUCACCUGUUGUUUAUCAAACUCGAGUUAUUGACAACUCCAGCAAUCCGGAAUGGAAUGAAACUUUUCAGUACAGGAUACACGACGCAGUCAAAAACACGCUUGAACUGACUCUGUUUGAUGAAGAUGUUCUUAUAAAUGAUGAGCUUACUUCUGUCGUGUUUGAUGUUACAGGGAUUCAGGCCGGCCAUUCACUGAAAAACACUUUCAAGCUAAAAGAAGAUAAGGAAGAAUUGGAUGUAGAAUUUUUUAUGGAGAAAAGUUCUGAUCCUCCUGGUGAAAUUAUCACAAAUGGAGUCCUGGUGGCUUAUCCUUGCCUUUACUUGCAAGGGACAAUUAACAAUGAUCAGAAUACAAAGAUGAGAGAACAAGGUCGCAGUCAGUUCAGGCUUUCACUUCCUGGAUCUUAUGAGAAACAGUUAAGUGAGCCAUGCAAGUCAAACCCCGAUCAGGCCGGUGGGACCCCAUUUGUCUUUCACAUAGGCAAACAGAUGUGCCCAGAACUGAGUGUGGAGCUGGAAAGAACUAUUACAGUCCUUCAGGACGGAGUGAGUCCUGAAUUGGAAGAACACAGUACUGUUCUUGGAUCAGGGAAUAUUCCUUUGAAUUUACUACCUCUGGGAAAGGAAGUUGAUAUAACUGUGCCACUUGGAAAGGGACUAAGUGUGGAUAUAAAGGUGAAAGCUGAAGAAAUCACACAAGAUCUUGAUGUACGUCUUGGUUUUGAUCUCUGUAAAGAAGAGCGAGAAUUUUUGGAAAAAAGAAAGAAAAUCUUAUCUAAGGCACUAAAGAGCAUACUCAAAUUGAGAGAGGACCUCAGUAAUAAUGAGGUGCCUGUUGUAGCAGUCCUAGGAUCUGGGGGAGGGAUAAGAGCACUUUCAUCAUUUUAUGGAAGUUUGCUUGGUCUACAGCAGCUAAAUCUUCUGGAUUCUAUUACAUAUCUUUCUGGAAUUUCUGGUUCUACAUGGUGUUUAUCAGUAUUGUAUCAAGACCAUGAAUGGUCACAGAAGGACCUCAAGGAUCCAAUCAGCAAUGCGCAGGAUAAAAUAUCCAGCAGCAAAGUAGCAGCUUUCUCCUCAGAACAUAUGAAGUACUAUUUCCAGGAACUGAAUGCUAUGGAAAAUGCUGGGCGGAAAGUAUCUUUCACCGAUCUGUGGGGUCUUAUUAUUGAGUACUUCCUGCAACAGAAGGAAGACCAGUCAAAAUUGUCUGACCAACAGGAAGCUGUGAAAUAUGGGCAGAAUCCCUACCCAAUCUACGCAGCUGUUAAUGUGAGGCCCAAUGUUCGUGGUGAUGACUUUGCAGAAUGGUGUGAGUUCACACCCUAUGAAGUUGGAUUCCGCAAAUAUGGUGCUUUUAUUCGAACAGAAGAUUUUGAUAGUGAGUUUUUCAUGGGACGAUUGAUUAAGAAGCAUCCUGAGCCCAGGAUCUGCUAUUUGCAGGGGAUGUGGGGAAGUGCCUUUGCUGCUAGUCUGGACGAUGUCUUUCUGAAGGUAGUUGGCUCAGGAUUCACCUUUCUGGAAACAUUGGGAGAUGUAAUCAAAGUAAUUGAUGACAGUCGACGAUUCCAUUUCCGGGAUCCUAUGAGGUUGAAGACACGUCUGGUUAUACCAGGUGGACCCUUACUACAGAUUUUCCAGGACUUCUUCAAGUCUCGUGUAACUGCUGGUGAAACAUUUAAUUUCAUGCAAGGGUUAUACCUCCACAGAGAUUAUAUCAGUUUCAAAAAGUUUGUCAUCUCAAAAGAAACACACUUAGAUGCUUUUCCUAACAUGUUGACUCCGAUGGAAGAGAAUCUUUACUUAGUAGAUGGUGGCUUUUCUAUAAAUUCUCCCUUUCCAUUGCUAAUUCAGCCAGAAAGAGAUGUUGAUGUGAUUUUAUCAUUUAAUUACUCUUGGGAAGCACCAUUUGAGAUCUUGGAGUUAACUGAAAAAUACUGUAGAGAACGAGACAUUCCUUUCCCACAAAUAAUUUUUAAUAAAGAAGAUGAAGAAAGUCCUAAGGAAUGUUAUAUGUUUAUGGAUGCUGAGAACCCAAAGGCUCCCAUAGUCCUUCAUUUCCCUCUGGUUAAUGAUACAUUCCGUAAAUAUAAAAUGCCAGGAAUAGAACGUGAAUCAGAAGAGGAUAAGACUUUUGCUGAUUUUCAAAUUGAAGGAAAAGAUUCACCAUACAGGACAUUUAACUUUACCUACACAGCUGAUGAAUUUGACAGACUAGUACAAUUGAAUUGCUAUAAUGUCCUUAAUAACAUGGAUGCUAUUUUGAAAGCAUUACGACUGGGUUUAAGCAAACGAAAGAAAAAGCAGGACCCAAGUGCUUCCUUGAAAACGUAUUAUGAAGGAAUUUCAUUUUUUUAUGGAAGAUUUAAGAAGGCCUAA
Molecule: messenger RNA, 2604 nt
Organism: Protobothrops mucrosquamatus (brown spotted pit viper)
Lineage: Eukaryota; Metazoa; Chordata; Lepidosauria; Squamata; Viperidae
Product: cytosolic phospholipase A2 zeta-like
Biological process (GO): glycerophospholipid catabolic process
Cellular component (GO): cytosol
Molecular function (GO): calcium ion binding; calcium-dependent phospholipid binding
Source: RefSeq, a predicted model, not a curated record